Molecule: messenger RNA, 1264 nt
Organism: Microstroma glucosiphilum
Lineage: Eukaryota; Fungi; Basidiomycota; Exobasidiomycetes; Microstromatales; Microstromataceae
Product: NAD(P)-binding protein
Exons: 1
Coding region: 255-1187 (310 amino acids)
Source: RefSeq, a predicted model, not a curated record
CCCAGAAGAUGGACAACUUGGGUCUGGCCAACGUAUUGUAGUACAGCAGACGUCAAUGGUACAGAGGUCGCCUCGUGUCCGAGUCCGACGAGGUGGCUGCUUCCAGGACGGUAUUCCUCGCUUCCGCCGUCAUGUUAGCGGCAAUCCUAUCCGCGACUUCCGUUUCCGAAGCCCGGCUAUGAGACCCUGACACAGUUCAGUUAUCCGUCUUCACUUUCUUUGGCCCCCUUACAAUCCUCUACUUCCUUCACACCAUGCUUGCACUAACAGGCACAACAGGCAGGAUCGGCGGUGCCACCCUCGCCGCCAUUCUCAAAUACGACCUCAUCUCCCCCUCCGAGCUCGUAAUCCUCACCAGCUCCUCACCCUCGUCCCAACCCUCCAGCUACGCCCAACUAGCGGAAUCCGGCACCCGUAUCCUCCAAGCCAACUAUGACGACCCUGACUCUCUCACCAAGGCUUUUGCAGAGGCUAAAGCCGACCGGUUCUUCCUCGUCUCCACGCCUGCGAUUCAGAUGGACUUUAAUGACGCUCCGCACGGUCAGGGAAGGGAAAAAGCCCACUUCAGCGCAAUCGAUGCUGCCGUCGCUGCGGGCGUAAAGCACAUCUACUAUACCUCUCUUGCUUUCGCUGAUGGAUCUCAGGCAGGCGUAAUGCGCGCUCACUUUCGUACAGAGGCCUACUUGAAGAAGUUACGCAGUGAGGGUAAAGUUGGCUAUACCUUUAUUCGCGAGGGCUUGUACAAUGAGAGCUGGCCUCUGUAUCUGGGUCACUACAAGCCAAAAGGAGACGAGAGGGAGGAGAUCGUAGUGGCUGGAGAUGGACCCGUAAGCUGGACGAGUGUGCAGGAUUUGGGCAUCGGGACUGCCACCAUCAUCACUGAUCGGACGGACAGGUGGAAGGACGCGACGAUGUUCCUCUCGCUUCGACACAGCCUGACCCUCAAAGAGUCUCUCGCCAUAGUCGACGGAAAGAAGUCUCUCAAGGUCGUCAGCAGCGAGGAGUACAUUCGUCACUACGAAGAGGCUGGAAUGCCGAGGGCCAUGCUGGAAUGGUGGUGCACCACCUACCCGAGCCUGGAAGCCGGGCACGCACGCAUACAAGACGGUACACUGGAAGAGAUUCUCGCGGCGAAGGGGAAGAAGCCCGACGAGUUGGCAGAGACUGUAAGAGCCAUGAAGGCAUAGAAAUAAAACGUAUUCACCAGAAGCAGAGUGUCAAAAAUCUACGUAGCCACGUUCCGUGCUCCGCGAAGCAAAAAUGA